This is a messenger RNA of Arabis nemorensis, 960 nucleotides long. The record is from the annotation of a GenBank genome assembly. NCBI's taxonomy places the organism in Eukaryota, Viridiplantae, Streptophyta, Magnoliopsida, Brassicales, Brassicaceae.
AUGUCUUAUGCUUCGUUUUGUUCUCUUUUCCUUCUUGCCUUCCUUGUAAGCUUCAUAUCUUAUGCACAGCAACAAGACCCAACUUACAUAUACCAUACUUGUCCUAACGCAACAACUUAUUCAAAAUAUAGCAGUUACUCCACUAAUCUCAAAAGCCUUUUAAUCUCUCUUUCUUCCAACAGUGGAUCUUCUUCCAGUGGAUUCUACAGCACCGCUGCAGGUCAGACCCCUGACGUGGUAUUCGGGCUUUUCCUGUGCCGCGGAGAUGUCUCGCAGGAAGUCUGUCGUGAAUGCGUAGUCUUUGCCGCCAAGGACACCUUAAAUCUGUGUCCGAAUGAGAGAACGGUCACGCUCUAUUACGAUGAGUGUAUGCUCAGAUACUCUGACGGGAAUAUUCUCAUGGACUUUUCAAUGAAUGGAGGCAUUAUCUUGUUUAACCCCCUGAAUUUUACAUCAAACCAACAAGACCGGUUCAUAGAUUUGGUCCUGUCCACGAUGAACCAAUUAGCAACCGAGGCAUCCAACAGUUCCAGAAGAUUCCAUGCGAGAAAAGCCAAUUUUUCCGCGUUACAAAACUUGUACGGACUGGCUCAGUGCACUCCUGAUCUGACGAGUCAAGAAUGUUUGGAGUGUCUACAACUUAGCAUCAAUCAGUUACCUACCGACAAGAUCGGUGGAAGACUUAUUGUGCCGAGUUGUAGUUCAAGAUACGAGCUUUACCUGUUCUACAACGAAACCGCCAUUGGAAGACCCCAACUGCAGCUGGAUUCAGCCCCACCACCGGUUUUUGAGAAUACAGGAAAAGGCGGAAACUCGUCUGUCAUAAUCUUGGCUGUUGUUGUUCCAGUCACUGCAGUUUUUCUUCUUUUCGUAGCUGUUUUUGUUUUCCGGGCUAAGAGAAAAAAGACGGUUUACGAGAUGGAACCACUAGCUGAAGGUGGAAAACUCCCCUUUCUUUAG